Messenger RNA from Anastrepha obliqua, 2584 nucleotides. Its product is annotated as BOS complex subunit NCLN. Lineage: Eukaryota; Metazoa; Arthropoda; Insecta; Diptera; Tephritidae. The transcript has 8 exons. Gene Ontology annotation, cellular component: endoplasmic reticulum membrane. Gene Ontology annotation, biological process: regulation of signal transduction. Bases 175 to 1929 code for a protein of 584 amino acids. The record is from RefSeq and is a predicted model, not a curated record.
AAAAAUAAGUCAGCAAAUAAAAAAAUCAGCCGUGUGUCAGUUCAGUUGGUCAAAUUGAAUAAAUUAAAUUUAAUUAAUCUAAUUUAAUUAACACCUGUCUUUGACAGAAACUUCGUGCCGUAUAGCCUAGUGAGCCGCACUAGCUCCCAGCAGUACUCGCACAAAACGGUCACAAUGCUUGAUGAAGCUGAGAAUUUCGCGGAUAUUUUCCGCGGUGGACUGCCGUAUCUUCUAAUUGCACUGCCAAUUUUACUCAUCUGCUCAGCUAAUCCUGUAUUAGCAUCCAGCGAAUUCUCGGUGCAACGCAUGUCGCAGUUCGAUGUGAAUGGAGUAGCUUAUGGUUGCCGUGCGUCUGCUUUGUCGCUAGAAGCGAAAUCGCUUUAUACUUGGAGCACGGGCAGGCACUGUGUGUUGACUAAAUUACAAGAUUUGACAAUCGACCAGUUCCGCGAGAUACGCCAAAAAGCUGGUGGUUUAGUUAUACUCUUACCGAAGGACGUAAGCUCAAUGACAUUUGAUGAAAAGGAGCAUCUCAACCUGUUAGAGCAAGCUAUGCUGGCACAACCAAACUCCAUACCUAUUUACUUCUCGCCAUACAACCAGGAGUUAGAGCGUAUUAUAACAGACGUCACACGAACCAGCAGCAACAAUGUAGAAGGCAAAUCGCAGCGUAAUUCCGCUGCAUCAGAACUAUUUGCCUCGAUCUCUGCCAACGGCUAUCAGGUUAUUGUGUCUGGAGCCAGCCAUGUGGCUAGCAAGAAUAGUAGAAUUCCCAUUAUACAAGGUGAAUUAGCAACAACUACAAAAUUAAUAAAACAGGUAGACGGUGGAAAUGAGGUGAAUAACAAAUUACCGCUGAUUAUUGUUACAUCGCAUCUCAACACAUUCGGACUCUACAAUGAAUACCCAUUAAACGCUGAUGCCGCUGUAUUACUGACACUCGCAGAUUUAUUUAGCAAAAUGCAUAAUACGCCAAAUGCAAUACCUAAGUACCGGCUCUUAUUUCUACUCACCGAAUCGGGAACGCUGCUAAAUUUCCAGGGCAUUAAAAAGUGGCUUGAUGAGAAUGUACAACUUCAGGAGGACCUAGUGUCCAUUACGGGCACUUUAAUUGCGGCCAAAAACCCAACUAGUAUUAAAAAUGAGAACGUUGAUUUCGUGCUUUGCUUGGAUACGAUUACGCAGGCUUUGAACGCUGACACAGGCAGUCUUUAUAUGCACGUCUCGAAACCACCUAAAGAGGGAACGGCCAUGAAUGAUUUCUUUAAACUACUUAAAACAUUGUCUGCGCAAUACUACAAUGUCACCGUAGACGGUGUACACAAGAAAAUUAAUUUAGCCGAUCAGCAACUAGCCUGGGAGCAUGAACGUUUUAGCAUGAAGCGUUUACCUGCCUUCACAAUAUCCGCAUUGAAAUCCCCUAAAGAACCAAUACGUUAUACUAUUUUUAAAGAUUCAGAUGCGCACAUCAUUGCGCAAACGCAGCAGCAUGCCAAAAUUAUCGCUGAAUCCUUGGCGCAUUAUAUUUAUGGCAUACAGGAGCCAAAUGAGAUAUUUGCUAAUGAAUUGCAAAUUAGCCAAAACCUUAUCAAAUGUUACCUGCAGUUAAAAUCCGCGCUACACAAUAACGACCUGAAAAACGCCUUCGAAAAGUACCUAAAGAAUGUGAAAAUCAUGUAUGAUAAGCCUGAUACACGUGAUCCGGACUUUAUGUUCUACGAUGGUCAAGAAGCGCGUCUAAAUGUGUAUCACGUAAAGCCUGCCGUAUUUGAUCUCUUUCUAACUAUACUCAUUUGCGCGUAUUUGGCAUCAGUAUACUUUGUCAUACAAUAUUUCCCGACAUUAUACGAUACAGUUUGCAAAAUGACCAAAGCGCCCGCGCAACCGGCGCAAACGAAUUCUAACAAUACAAAGUCAAAAGUAUAUUAAAUAAUACUUAAAUUCAAUUAUUUAAAGAUAUGUAUCCAAAUAUGUAAAGAGACGUUUUCUUUUACGUGCGUAUAAGGAAAAUGAGAAAUUGCAACCAAAAAGUUGUGUAUAGUAUAGAAAAAGAUGUACUUUUGUAAAACGAGACUCGCGUAAGAUAAGUGCUAAAAUCUGUAAUUCAUUUAUUGUUGAAUACGUGAUUUGAAAUAGAAAGGGGAAAGGUUGUUAGGAUUAAAAUAAAACGGCUAAGCGGGAAUGCUAACUUGGUUGAAAGGGCUGGACAACACGAACAAGCUUGAUGGUGAGAAAGGCAUAAUAUCUACUUAAAUUCCAUGUAAGAAAUUGUGCCAUUGCUGUUGCCUGCGUACGCGGCUUCGUUAAUACUUCUAUAUCAAUUGAGUGAAUUGAUGGAUAUCAUUUCGGGAAUUGAAACAUCCAUACAAUGCACAAAGGCACACACUUUCAAGCCCACCAACGCAUAUACUCCAUUCAUCCUUACACACACACACACUACGCAUCUGCAUUUAUGGGCUAGAUGAUUUUAUGCGUUGAACAAUUUGGGCAACAGUUACAGCAAGCGUAGCAGCAGAACCGAAAGCAAUAUUUAUUAAUAAUACUUUAAAAAAGAAAUUACAACAAUAAUUAAAGAAUAAUAGUA